AUGCGUUUCCAAAGUAUUGCUCCAUUCGCUCUUGCAGCAGUUGUUGCUUCAGCACAAGACAACAGCACUGGUGGUAACCUUACCACCGGCGGAAACAUUACCUCGAGUACGAACGGAACUGUGCCCUUAGCCAACCAGCAGCUCAACUCGUUCUGGACUCUGCUUCAGCAGUUCAACUUGCUAGGCAGCGUCAGCAACGAGAGGAACGUCACCCUCCUCGCGCCUAGCAACGAGGCUUUGGCUCGCUUGAACACUUCCGGCGUUGCCAUCACCUCUGAGCUGGUCCAAGCCUUGAUCAACUACCAUACUUUGAACGGAACGAUCCUGUCAAGCAAUCUCAACAAUGUUACAUCUGCCUUCCCUCACACUCACUUGACCAACCCUGCCUUCUCCAACGUCACUGGAGGACAGGUUGUGGAAGGCAUUCUGAAGAACGGCACAGCCUACUUCUUCAGCGGCCUGAAGAACAAUGUUUCGGUUACCAGCGCCAAUCUCAACUUCACUGGAGGUGUAAUCCACAUUGUCGACGGCACCCUUACCAUCCCCGGAAACCUCACUUCUACCCUGACAAACUCCAACCUGACUGCGCUUGCUGGUGCGGCUCAGGAACUCAACUUGACAUCCACUCUCAGCAGCCUGCACGACGUCACUAUUUUUGCUCCUGACAACAGUGCUUUCCAAGCCGUUGGCGAUGCACUCGCUAACGCCUCCGUCACCGAGCUCAUCUCUGUUUUGGGCUACCACGUGGUGAACAACAGCGUCCUCUACAGCGCUGAUAUCCCCUCGGGCGAGACAACUGUUCCCACCUUCAUUGGUGCCAACUUGACCGUCCAGAACAUCAACGGUAGCUACUAUGUCAACAGCGCCAAGGUCAUCAACCCCGACAUCCUGUUCAGCGGUGGUGUCAUCCACGUCAUUGACAGAGUGCUCAACCCCAACAACACCGUCGCCCACAAUGCUUCCCAGACUGCCUCGUCGUCGAGCACUUCGCAAGCCUUCGCCGGUGUCACCACCAGAGCCUCGAACGUACCCUUCACCUCCGGCCAAGCCACACCCAGUUCGUCGAACCCUGCUCAGAGAAGUGCCACCACUGGUGCUCUUAGCUCCUCGACUGGUGCUGCCAACGCUUUUGCAACCAUCGGCGCUGCUGCUCUCUUCGGUGGUAUCGGUGCCGCCUUUGCUGGCUUCUAG
Messenger RNA from Aureobasidium namibiae CBS 147.97, 1191 nucleotides. RefSeq names its product FAS1 domain-containing protein. The transcript is spliced from 2 exons. Gene Ontology annotation, biological process: macroautophagy. Lineage: Eukaryota; Fungi; Ascomycota; Dothideomycetes; Dothideales; Saccotheciaceae. The record is from RefSeq and is a predicted model, not a curated record. Bases 1 to 1191 code for a protein of 396 amino acids. Gene Ontology annotation, cellular component: fungal-type vacuole membrane.